CGCGACAAAGUGAGACCCAGGAAUAAUGAAUGAGCCGCAGCUCCAACCCUGACACCACCCCUGGAGCACUCAGUGACUCAGUGAGGCUUUUAUGAUGGAGUCCGACCCGCUCCUGGGACGAGGCAGCUGGUCCUGUUACAACUCCGAGAAUGGAUUCGAAGACAGCCCCAGUUCCAGCCCUCAAGCCUCCUCGGGACUCAGGAGCCGGAGCCAGAGCCAGAGAGAUGACCUGUACAUUCAGCAAGCUGUUAUAUUCAUUGAAGAUGCAAUACAGUACCGCUCCAUAAAUCAUCGAGUGGAUUCCCAGUCUCUACGACUUUAUCGAUUUUACAUCUCAAAGAUUUGUCAAUGGAUUUUGAACAUUGCCAUUUUUGUCAUCUUGGCUCUGGCCUUCUUUGAAAAGCCUUCGUCCUUGACUGUCACGUCUGAUCUCAGAUACCGUAAGGUGCUUUGGGAGCCCCCCUGUACCUUGACUGAAUGUAUUGAAGUGAUCUGCUUUCUCCUGUUUGUGACAGAUGUAACAAUAAAGAGUUAUUUAAUUGGAUGGGAAGAAUUUCAGAAAACAAGGUGGUUGAUGGCCUAUAUCGUUGUGCUUACUUUUUCCGUUCUGGAUUGGACUGUCUCUAUGUGCCUUAUCUGCAAGGAGACAAUCAGAGUCCGAAGAAUUCUGCGACCUUUCUUCCUCCUCCAGAACUCUUCCCUGAUGAAGAAGACUUUAAAGUGCCUCAGAAGAACACUUCCAGAAGUAGCAAGUGUUCUACUGCUUUUAGCUGUUCACGUCCUGCUCUUCACCAUCUUCGGCAUGCUGUUGUUCGCCAGAUCCAAGGACAAUGAAAAGGAUGGAGAAUGGAGGAUGUAUUUUCGGAAUUUGCCUGAGUCUUUGACCUCCUUACUGGUGCUGCUAACUACUGCCAACAACCCCGAUGUAAUGAUCCCAGCUUAUUCAAGAAAGAGAAGCUAUGCCUUGUUCUUCAUCACCUUCAGUGUUAUUGGAACUUACUUGCUGAUGAAUUGCCUGACUGCCAUUAUUUACAAGCAAUUUCGUGGUUAUUUACUCAGAUCUGUUCAGGACACCGUCCUUCGUCGGAGCUUAGGAAUUCGAGCAGCUUUUGAGGUGCUUUGCUGCGAGUGUUCAAACAAAGCUGGAGUAAACGGACACAUUAGAGCUACUGUCAGCACCACUACAGUGCUGGAAGUUUUGCAGAAAGCGGGAAUGCCAUCCUUCCACAAGCAAGAAAUGAUCAAGCAAACAAAGGCAUUUACACAUGACUGUGUCACAGCCGAGCAAUUUCGGAAUCUCUUUGAUGAAUUGCAAAAAGUGAAAAUAAAAGAGCACCCGCCAAAGCCAACAUAUCGGCCCGAAUUCCUACAGAAGCUUCAGUUUGUCUUUAGCCAUUACUACAGUGACUGUUUUGGAAACCUGAUGGUGACCCUGAACCUGGGUUGCAUUUUUAUUACUCUGGUGCUUGAUGCAGAGAAGUCUGUUGAUGACCGCGAUGAGUUCUAUUUGGGGAUUGGAAAUAAUUUAUUUGUCCUCUACUAUAUGUUGGAAAUGGCUCUGAAAAUCUUUGCUUAUGGCGUUAAAGGUUACAUCUCGUACAAUAGCAAUAAAAUCGAUGGAUUAUUAACUGUAAUACUGGUGGUUCUGCAAGUCUCAUCCAUUGUACACUACGGAUUUCCUCAUCAAGGGUGGAAUCCUGAAUUAAACGGCUGUCUCUCUCUGUGGGAAACCGCUCGCUUGGCUAACAUGCUGAUUAUUUUUCGAUUCAUUUGGAUAAUUUCAAACACCAAGUUGAUUGGGGUGGUAACAGGGAGUUUGUUUGCUCUUGUAAAGAAUCUCCAAGCUUUUGUUGGAAUCCUUGUGGUUGCCUAUUAUGUUUUUGCGAUUGUUGGUAUAAUAUUGUUUAAAGACAAAAUCCCACCUCCUCCAACUCGUAACUCGACAAACGCAAGUUUAAUUGAAAGCUUUUUCCUGGAGAAUGUGACAUGUGGCACCUAUGAGCAGAUGCAGUAUUGGCCCAACAACUUCGAUGACUUUGCUGCUGCGUUGGUCACUCUGUGGGAUCUCAUGGUGGUAAAUAACUGGCAAGUCUUCUUGGAUGUUUUCUCUCGAUACACAACUCCGUGGUCAAAGCUCUACUUUGUAUUUUGGUGGCUGGUGUCCUCAGUCAUUUGGGUGAACAUCUUUGUGGCAUUGAUGCUUGAGAACUUUCUUCACAAGUGGGGUCAAAGCUUCCAUUCAUCUGUUUCCGAACAAGAAUCAGAAUAUCGGAUGACUGUGGAGGAUAUGUUCAGAGAUGAUUUAAAGGAACCAACUGAGGAAGAAUUGAUGGAGAAAUUGCAACAGCAUCCACACCUCCACCUACCCCGAGGACCCACGUAAAUUGUACCUCAGUCAGAAUUGAGUAACCGGAGACUAUUUGUUUCCUUGCCGAGGCCUUUGAGAGUCAGAAUCCACUGAACUAGGUAUAAAUACUCGAUUGGUGAUCACUAAGGUUGGCAAUUGGUAUUUGAGAAAGAAAUCCCUUGAACAACAAUACUGUAAAUUGCUCAGGCUUACUGGUAGAAUGGAAAAGCCUUUACUACAUACUGCAGUGCUACAUACUGCACAUGAAUGCUUUUUUACUAAAAAAAAUAUUCUGUUACCUUGUUUUAAAAUCGUGUUCUGUGUCCAGCUUGUAAUUACCACUUUUUUUCGGACACCAACGUGUUUUGACUUAAAUGGGUGAAGGGGAGGGAAGAAAUGCAUGAACUGUUCGUCAUAAAGGGUUUAGAGCUGUAGUUUUUGAUGGAUUUAAACCCACAUCUACUUGGGUUACAUUUGUGCAAUACCACAUUUAUCCCUCAUUUCCUCUGGGUCUUUCACACUUUCAGAGACGUUCUGUGACAUAUUCACUCUAUAACUGGCAUCUCAACUCUGGGAACACUGUAGUUUACUGUUCGUCUGCAAAAUUGUCCUUCAAUCACCCAUUAACGCACGUAUGCACCUCGCUUCAAACACUUAAUAGUUUGUAGCCGACAGAUAAUUUUAAGGCAAAAUUUGACAUUUGGAAAUUAUUAAGCGAAUCAAGUUUCUUAGUGAAUGUGAUUUGGAAAAUGUACAUUAAAUGUGAUAUUUUUCUAAUAUUUGUAGUUUUAAAUUUGUGUUGGUCACUCACAUUUUCAAACCCGCUUAUGAUGUGAAUAAGGCUAACUAUAUAUUUUUUUACAUGGACACUGUUGCCACACUCUAUAGGCUGUGACCUAUGGCCUCUCCAGUGUUUUUAACGAGAUUGCUGUCUACAUUCAGUUUUUCAUUAAUACCACAGAUGGUGUUUUUUUAUAUAAAAUGAAGUUUCCCAAAUUUAUCAGGAAUUGCACUUCCAAACAAAUGGUUGUAAAAUAGUGUUUAAAAGCAUUUAAUCUGUUAUAAUUUUAACCUCUUCACCCUGCCCAGAGUUCACUCAAACUUGUGUCCUUUAUCUGGUCCAGAGAUGGGUACAGUAAUGUUCCUUUACUAUGGUGCAUUAUAAUGCACUCGCUGGACACUUCAUGUAUCAAUACUGCUCUAAACUUCAGUUUUUAUUUCAUUUACACUUUGGAUCUUUUUACACUUGGCUCAAUCUCUGGCCUGCGAUCUCGCCAGUUAAUUGUUGUAUGUGUGUGUGUGUAUAUAUAUAUAUACAUGUAUUAAAAACAAAUUCAUGUUUUGCAUGAUGAUGCAGUUUUAACUGAAAAUAUCCUUGAGUUAGAUUUUCCAAAUAAGCAGUUUUUAAUUUUUAUUAUGUUGUGACCUGCACUUUACUUGUAGAAUUCAUGAUGUAGUAGCUUGAUAGAACUUCUGAUGUGCACUUUUAUCAGAUUCCUAUUGCAUUUUUUUGUACAAUAAACUUGAAUGUUUAAAUCUUGGGAGCGAUCCACUUUCCGAAGACUUUUGAGGACUUCAUAGUAAUUAUUGUAAAUCUCUUUGAGACGUUUCAAUUUGUUGAGACGUUUUUAGUGUGAUGAGAUGUUAUAAAAAUGUAUUUUUUUUUUCUUCCUGUAUUAAAGUUUGAAAACAUUA
Messenger RNA from Callorhinchus milii (elephant shark), 4042 nucleotides. RefSeq names its product two pore segment channel 2 (gene tpcn2). Gene Ontology annotation, biological process: monoatomic ion transport; transmembrane transport. Lineage: Eukaryota; Metazoa; Chordata; Chondrichthyes; Chimaeriformes; Callorhinchidae. The transcript has 26 exons. The coding region runs from base 92 to 2383 and encodes 763 amino acids. Gene Ontology annotation, molecular function: monoatomic ion channel activity; voltage-gated channel activity. Gene Ontology annotation, cellular component: lysosomal membrane. The record is from RefSeq and is a predicted model, not a curated record.